Molecule: messenger RNA, 525 nt
Organism: Aspergillus alliaceus
Lineage: Eukaryota; Fungi; Ascomycota; Eurotiomycetes; Eurotiales; Aspergillaceae
Exons: 1
Coding region: 1-525 (174 amino acids)
Source: RefSeq, a predicted model, not a curated record
AUGAGAAAUCAGCUGCGGUCGAACACGGGCCCAGAAGAAUACAACAUUGAGGGCACCAUCCAUCUUAGGUUAUUGGUCCAGUAUAUGGAGAAGACAUACCAGUCUACCUCAGAACGACUCUCCUCCCUUCUGGCGCAUCGGAAGAUUACAUACGAUCUUCUAUGGCCUUGCUUCAAACCAGGCACGUUGGCCUACAUGACUUGCCCCUCCACUGGUCUGCCCAGAUGUGCCAGGUUUAGCUUCGGACUGGAGACUCAGACCGUUCGCAAGGUAGACUGUUUUGAGGUACAUGCCGAAUAUUUCGACUUCGACGGAGAACUGUUCGGCGAGUCGACCGAGAAGGUGCAAAUAGAGGUCUUUCGAGGGCCGAUUGAUAUCUCGAGUCUUCCCAUAUACCCGCUGGAAUUCCACCCUGACAAAGGAAUAAAGUCACGUUUAAUACAGGGACGAGCAAAACCAGUUUCACCGCCUGGUUCACUGUUGCUCUCUCUGAACGCUACUGCCAAGACACUAGCCGCAAAUUAG